UGGAAGGCAAAACCGUUUCUUCGGCGGUGGUUUGGGUUCUGGCACAGGGGCGCUUGUGUCGGGUCUCGUGAACACUGGAGCGAAUUUCCUGAAUCAGCUGGCUUUCCAAGGUGCCGGAGGGCGACCAGGCUUUGGUGGCAACUUCGGCAAUCGACCUGGAGGUUUCGGAACAACCGGCUUUGGUGGCAGCAAUUUUGGCAACCGACCCGGAGGUUUUGGCGGGAGUAACUUCGGAACAGGUUUUGGCGGAAACAAUUUCGGAACAGGCUUUGGCGGGAACAACUUCGGCAACCGACCCGGUUUUGGCGGGAAUAACUUCGGCAACCGACCCGGUUUUGGCGGGAAUAACUUCGGCAACCGACCCGGAGGUUUUGGCGGAAGGCCCACAGGUUUUGGCGGAAACCAGUUCUUUACAGGUAAAUAGAGAAAUGCAACUGUGCCCACUGCAUCUACAAACAAGAGGAUUGUAAAGCAUUUCCUUAUGUGUCUUUUUGCUAUGAACUAUGUAGAAAGAAAUAAAAUAGUGUUACAACUGUUUAUAUGCAUGUAUUAAUGGGAAUCAGUUUAUCACUGGUAAUAUUAAUCAUAAACACAUAUAAAUACAAAUCGGAAUUAGAUGAGCAUACUCUUA
Molecule: messenger RNA, 631 nt
Organism: Penaeus monodon (black tiger shrimp)
Lineage: Eukaryota; Metazoa; Arthropoda; Malacostraca; Decapoda; Penaeidae
Product: keratin, type II cytoskeletal 2 epidermal-like
Source: RefSeq, a predicted model, not a curated record